CCAGCGUGCUGACCGCAACGGCAGCGGCCCAAUUCAAUGUUAAUUGUCUAAAAUGACCUAGCUACUUCUAGACACAAGUGAUAGAAAUACUUCUGAACACGUUGACCAUUUUACUCACCCAGCAGAGCUGCUUCGGUUGUUUAUGUAAUCUAGAGAGUUGGUGACUGUAUUUGUGCUGCAGGCAAUCAUUUACAUCAUUUUUUUUUUGCCGAUGUUUAAUUGAUCCCGGUCACAUUGAACCGGCGUUGCGCAUUCAUAAAUUCAACAGUUAUUCUGCUCCCUGGUACCCAGAAGCUCUGGUCGGACUGGACAGAGGGAUUUCAGGUCAACAAUGACAUUUUUCUUCUCGUUUUUGGGACACAGUAAUAUAGUUUGUUGUGGCUCGCUUCGGUUUUUAACUGAGUAGCAACGUUUUGCGGAAUCAUUUGCUUCCAACAAGUGUGCAAAAUUAGGCAUCAUGUUAGCCCACCGUGCUAGCUAGCUAAUCCCGUAGCUACCUGCACUGGACAGAUGACAAUUUCACUCCAAAUUCUCAAAGAAAUCACUAUCCCAGUUCUAUGUUCAGUACAUGAGCUAACUAACCUAACUAUAAAAUGAUGGAUUCAAAGAGAGACAUGAAAGAUCAAGAAACCGAGAGGGUCUCCAAGGUGACAGCUGUGCUGCUGAAGUCCCGGACAGGAGAGUUUGAUCUGGAAUCUAUUCUGUUCCUGAAGCUCCGAGGUCUCGGGAUUUAUGAUCUAGGCUGUAUCGGGGACUGUAUAAAUCUGGAGAGACUGGAUCUGUCUGGUAACAACAUCACGAACCUGGCUCCACUCUCUUCUCUGAGACUAUUACAGAUACUCAAUGUGUCAGCCAACAGGAUCUCUAACUUAGAAGACAUUUCCUGCUGUGACAGUUUACAGAGCCUAAAUGUGGCUGGGAACCUCAUAUCCAGUAUUGACAACAUCCACUGCCUUCAGUCUUUGAGGAAGCUGGAGAAUAUCCGCCUGAAAGACAACACCUAUAAUUACACCAACCCAGAAACCGAGAGGGUCUCCAAGGUGACAGCUGUGCUGCUGAAGUCCCGGACAGGAGAGUUUGAUCUGGAAUCUAUUCUGUUCCUGAAGCUCCGAGGUCUCGGGAUUUAUGAUCUAGGCUGUAUCGGGGACUGUAUAAAUCUGGAGAGACUGGAUCUGUCUGGUAACAACAUCACGAACCUGGCUCCACUCUCUUCUCUGAGACUAUUACAGAUACUCAAUGUGUCAGCCAACAGGAUCUCUAACUUAGAAGACAUUUCCUGCUGUGACAGUUUACAGAGCCUAAAUGUGGCUGGGAACCUCAUAUCCAGUAUUGACAACAUCCACUGCCUUCAGUCUUUGAGGAAGCUGGAGAAUAUCCGCCUGAAAGACAACACCUAUAAUUACACCAACCCAGUUUGUAAGAACUCGUCCUACAGAAACAUUCUCCUGGAGAUGUUCCCAAACAUCAGAGUGUUGGAUGGUGAAAGAGUGGUUGGACGUGGGAGUGAUUUAUAUAAAUUAUGCAAAGACAUUGAUGAAACUAUCAAAGCUGGUUUCUAUAGGAAUGGCCAGUUACCAGAGCUGCCUGGCUGUAAGCCCUGGGUCGACAACGACUUCUGGGAAAUCAAGAGAUCCAGCAACGCCAUUAUAGACGAGGCCUACAAACAGUUCAAUGACGUCCUUCAUGAAUGCAGACUGCUGAACAACAGAGCGACACACGUCAUCUCACAGACAGAGAGAUCUCUGAGCCUCAAGAACCAGCCAAAGCAGUACUCUGUUUAAAAUGUGGUUUACAACAGGCAACAUUGAUUGUGAAGUGUGUUUGUGUGAUAUGUGUUACUUACAUGAAACUAUGUCAUGGCUUCAUGUAUUAAUGAUGCUGAUUUAUAUCCGAAUGCUUGACCCAGUGCCAGAACCUUGACAUGCUCAGCAUUACGUUGCAGACAGUGCUGCAUAGUGACACCUAGAGGAUAUAUAACUACCCUUGGGUCUAGUGUAGCCAAUGCAAAGCCUCCUACCCCCUUGGGUCUAGUGUAGCCAAUGUAAAGCCUCCUACCCCCUUGGGUCUAGUCUAGUGUAGCCAAUGUAAAGCCUCCUACCCCCUUGGGUCUAGUGUAGCCAACGUAAAGCCUCCUACCCCCUUGGGUCUAGUCUAGCCAAUGUAAAGCCUCCUACCCCCUUGGGUCUAGUCUAGCCAAUGUAAAGCCUCCUGCCCCCUUGGGUCUAGUCUAGUGUAGCCAAUGUAAAGCCUCCUGCCCCCUUGGGUCUAGUCUAGUGUAGCCAAUGUAAAGCCUCCUGCCCCCUUGGGUCUAGUCUAGUGUAGCCAAUGUAAAGCCUCCUACCCCCUUGGGUCUAGUGUAGCCAAUGUAAAGCCUCCUACCCCCUUGGGUCUAGUGUAGCCAACGUAAAGCCUCCUACCCCCUUGGGUCUAGUCUAGUGUAGCCAAUGCAAAGCCUCCUACCCCCUUGGGUCUAGUGUAGCCAAUGUAAAGCCUCCUACCCCCGUGGGUCCCUGCUUUAGCCAAUGUAAAGCCUCCUACCCCCGUGGGUCCCUGCUUUAGCCAAUGUAAAGCCUCCUACCCCCUUGGGUCUAGUGUAGCCAACGUAAAGCCUCCUACCCCCUUGGGUCUAGUCUAGCCAAUGUAAAGCCUCCUGCCCCCUUGGGUCUAGUCUAGUGUAGCCAAUGUAAAGCCUCCUACCCCCUUGGGUCUAGUCUAGUGUAGCCAAUGUAAAGCCUCCUACCCCCUUGGGUCUAGUGUAGCCAAUGUAAAGCCUCCUACCCCCGUGGGUCUAGUGUAGCCAAUGAAAAGCCUCCUACCCCCUUGGGUCUAGUGUAGCCAACGUAAAGCCUCCUACCCCCUUGGGUCUAGUCUAGUGUAGCCAAUGCAAAGCCUCCUACCCCCUUGGGUCUAGUGUAGCCAAUGUAAAGCCUCCUACCCCCGUGGGUCCCUGCUUUAGCCAAUGAAAAGCCUCCUUACCCCCUUGGGUCUAGUGUAUCCAAUGAAACACCUCCUACCCCCUUGGGUCUAGUCUAGUGUAGCCAAUGUAAGCCUCCUACCCCCUUGGGUCUAGUGUAGCCAAUGUAAAGCCUCCUACCCCCUUGGGUCUAGUGUAGCCUAGCCUAGACUCUUAGAAAAAAAGGUGCUAUCUACAACCGAAAAGGGUUCUUCGGCUGUCCCCAUAGGAGAACCCUUUUUGGUUCCAUGUGGUACCCUUUCCACAGAAGGUUUUACCUGGAACCAAAAAGGGUUCUUUUUUGGGACUUUUUUGGAACAGUUUUUUUCUAAGAGUUUACCUGCCUGUGUAGCCUACAGAUCAUACAGGCUAGCACUACCGACUCCUACCCUCUAUAGCAGGGGUGGGCAAACCUUUUGGCUCGAGGGCCACAUCGGGAUUUUGAAAUUCAAUGGAGGGGAGCAUUUUUUGGGAGAUAAAUUUUGUUAAAAUCAAUUUGCGGGAGCCUCUCGAGUGGCGCAGCGGUCUAAGGUACUUCAUCGCAGUCUUUGAGGCGUCACUAGAGACCUGGGUUCGAUCCCAGGCUGGCCAGUUCCUGGGAGACCCAUGAGGCGGCACACAAUUGGCCCAGUGUCAUCUGGGUUAGGAGAGGGUUUGACAGGCCAAGAUUAACAUUUCCCAUCGCGCUCUAGUUACUCCUGUGGCGGGCCGGGCACAUGGCCCCUGACACGGUUGCCAGGUGUACGGUGUAUACAGAACAUUGGUGCGGCUGGCUUCCGGGUUAAGCGGGCGUUGUGUCAAGAAGCAGUGUGGCUUGGCUGGGUCGUGUUUCGUGGGACGCACAACUCUCAACCUUCGCCUCUCCAUAUGGGAGUUGCAGCGAUGGGACAAAACUACCUACCAAUUGGAAACCACGAAAUUGGGGAGAAAUAAACAGGUAAUGUCUUCAGGCUUCUACAGGCUUCUACCCUCUACAGACUUCUACCCUCUACAGAUGUCUACAGACUUCUACAGACUUCUACCCUCUACAGACGUCUGCCCUCUACAGACUUCUACCCUCUACAGGCUUCUACAGGCUUCUACCCUCUACAGGCUUCUACAGGCUUCUACCCACUACAGACUUCUACCCACUACAGACUUCUACCCUCUACAGACUUCUACCCUCUACAGACUUCUACCCUCUACAGACUUCUACCCUCUACAGACUUCUACCCUCUACAGACUUCUACCCUCUACAGACUUCUACCCUCUACAGACCUCUACCCUCUACAGACCUCUACCCUCUACAGACAGACCUCUACAGACAGACCUCUACCCUCUACAGACAGACGUCUACCCUCUACAGACAGACGUCUACCCUCUACAGACAGACCCUCUAGAGACAGACGUCUACCCUCCUGAGUGCUAAGUAGCCUACAGGCUCCAGUUCCAACCAACUCUGUGGGUUCAGACCCAUUGUCUUACAUCAGAUAACGAUGAUUCCGCUUAUCGUCGGUUGAGGGACGACCAUUGCGUAGGAUUGACGCCACCUGACGUAAGACAAUGGGUGCAGACGUGGAUCCAUAUUGACACCACUUGGGUGCCAUAAGGUGUUUACUGUGCUCACUAUGCACAGCGCUGUGUGUUGAGUGAUGCUGAGCCAUGCUGCUAUUACAAUACAACUUAGUAACUUGUUACUAUUGUUUAAAACUAUCAACAUUAUCAAAGCUUAUCCAUAUUGCACUACUUCAUCAUUGAUGGUGAAGUGUUUGUUUUAUUAUGCUGGCAUUGGGAGUGAUGCUUAUGUAGUGAAUUAAUUCUGCACAGUUUGAGUUGUUUCUACUUGUUUUGCUACCGUUAAUAAGGCCAACGCUAGCAGUACAUGGAAAAUACUAUCUGCCAUUAAAAUGACUAAUAAACAGGCGGAAUUGCU
This is a messenger RNA of Oncorhynchus gorbuscha (pink salmon), 4865 nucleotides long. RefSeq names its product leucine rich repeat containing 61 (gene lrrc61). NCBI's taxonomy places the organism in Eukaryota, Metazoa, Chordata, Actinopteri, Salmoniformes, Salmonidae. Gene Ontology annotation, cellular component: cytoplasm. The record is from RefSeq and is a predicted model, not a curated record. Gene Ontology annotation, molecular function: protein binding. Gene Ontology annotation, biological process: outer dynein arm assembly. Bases 594 to 1781 code for a protein of 395 amino acids. The transcript has 13 exons.